UGAUGAUGAUGAUGAUGAUGAUGAUGAUUUUUCAGGUGCUGUUGAGUCAUGGGUUCUAAUAUCACAUCGCAUGCUGUUAACCUGACUGACAACAGCACACAAAGCUUCGCCCCCUUUUACCCACCAUUCCGUCCAAAUCAGAACCUCACAGAUAUCGAGAUCCAACUUGCAUUGUUCGGCGUCAUGUCCUUCAUCGCCAUUAUAUUAAACAUCCGGGCACUUGUGAUACURAACAAGAGAUGCAAGACKGUCCCGUAUGUACUGCUACAGAACAUCGCAGUGGUUGAUCUUCUGACUCCUAUCAUGACAGGACCGUUCUUUAUGUUCGGUUUAUUGGAGCAUAAGAUUGGUGCAUAUAUCCCAGUAAUAUGUAACAUACAAGGCUUCUUUCAUGCUACUUUGUGCACUGUUUUUGUUAACAGUGUGUCMCUGAUUGCAAUGAGCAGGUAUUGGGCAAGUUCGAGGCCAGCAACCUACCACAGAAUCUUUCCUAAUAAGGUUAACGUCCGCAUUCUGUUGCUAGCACUUUGGUCAUCCAGURCACUGAUAUGCGUACCCCCCCUGAAUAAAUGGGGCRCCUACAGAAGAUAUGACGGAACGUGUUGGCUGGCUUGGUUACCUAAGGAGCGAGGUUACAUGGCUUAUAAYGUCAYUAUGACAUUGUUGSAAGUGCUUGUCGUGAGCUAUUCGUGUCGUAAGGGUUAUACAGCUGUGAAAAAUGUCAAGAAAGUUGCUGCCACAGCUUCAAAUCGUCACCAACAGUUACGCGAAGAAAACGGCCACAGUCCCGAAUCACCUCCGACGGUAACCCGAAUAAAUACCGACGUCUUCUUCGUGGCAUUGGCUCAGCUGUUCGUGUACAUCGYCCUAUGGGUACCCCUGACRGUCAUGAAUGGGUACUUUCUGAAAGACUGGAGGAUUGUCGACUUYCGUAUCAUCAUAUCUUUUCUUUUCUUGUUYUUCUCGCGAUCGAUUUUGAAUCCAAUCAUWAUGUUCGGCCUCGGUGAUGACAUAACUUGCAACGGUCGUGUAACGCGCCUUGYUGAUAAUAUUAAUGUGGAAUUAGAGGAGCUAUGAGUUUACAAUCACAUAAAUGUACGUGCAUUGAUUGGCUUAGAAGCCGGCAGUAGUUUUGUGCAGUAUAUGGAUUGCAUACAUCAUUAUUAGACCUUUUAGAUUGGCAAGAUCAG
Molecule: messenger RNA, 1190 nt
Organism: Exaiptasia diaphana
Lineage: Eukaryota; Metazoa; Cnidaria; Anthozoa; Actiniaria; Aiptasiidae
Product: 5-hydroxytryptamine receptor 1A-like
Exons: 3
Coding region: 49-1077 (342 amino acids)
Biological process (GO): G protein-coupled receptor signaling pathway
Cellular component (GO): membrane
Molecular function (GO): G protein-coupled receptor activity
Source: RefSeq, a predicted model, not a curated record